AUGGCAGGACGGGCUUAUGCAUGUGUCUCUUUGUGUCAGUAUUUGACCAAGCAGAUGGAGAUGUUGCGCGAAAUGAACGAGCAGCACGCUAAAGUGUACGAGCAGUUGGAUGUGACGGCUCGAGAGCUGGAGAUAACCAAUGAAAAACUGGUGCUGGAGAGCAAAGCUUCUCAGCAGAAGAUUGACAGAUUGACGAAUACUAUGGAGAUGCUGCAGGGGCAGGUGGACACGCUAACUGCUCGUGUGGAGGAGUUGCGCACUUUGGAAGAGCUCAGGGUUCGCAGAGAGAAGAAAGAGAGGAGAAAGACUGUGCACACGUUCCCCUGCCUCAAAGAACUCUGCACCGCUCCCAGGUACGAGGAUGGUUUCAUGGUGUCUGACCCAGGCAGCGGUGACCUACAAGAGUGUCAGCCUGCUGACGAAGUGAACGAACAUCUGCGUGUGAUGGUGUCAUCUUUGCGUGCUGCUGUGGCGGCCGAACGUGGACGGCGUGAGGCCGCUGAGCGGGAAUGUGGCACUGUGCUACAGGAGUUUGAGCGGCUGGAGCAGCGCCUCAUGGGGGCCGAGAAUUGCCAGCGGCGCGUGCACGAGCUAGAGGCGGAGCUCCAGGAGAUGCAGCAGCUCCGCAAGUCCCGAGCCUGCCUCCUGAGCGGAGACGAGGGCCUGGAGCAGACGCUGCUCAACUGCGCACCCGAGACGGACACGCCGGAGGAUGCAGUUAUGGCUGGAACGCAGAAUGGGGAUGUGAAUGAUGGAGCUGCACCCGUCCGGAAGAGUUGCAGUGAUACGGCUCUAGAUGCCAUCUCUGCGGUCGAUGCCUCAGGGAGACGCAAAGGCAGCUACGCGCUUCAUGCCAACGGUGUCCGGAAGAGGGGCAUGUCCAUCCUCCGAGAGGUGGAUGAGCAGUAUCAUGCCCUUCUGGAGAAGUACGAGGAGCUGCUCGGGAAGUGUCGGCGCCACGAGGAGAGUCUAUGCCACGCUGGGGUGCAGACCUCCCGGCCCGUGUCCAGAGAUCCGUCCAUGAAGGAAUGCAGGGUUGCAGAGCCCCAGCAGCCGCCCACUCCACCGCAGACGCCCUCGACUCCAGAGGCCCUGGAGGGCCUCAGCCGGCAAGUGGAAGCUGUGGACAAGCGGCUGAGCCAAAACACUCCAGAGUAUAAAGCCCUCUUCAAGGAGAUCUUUUCCCGCUUACAGAGGACCAAGAGCGACAUAAACUCCACCAAAGGGAGGAAAAGCGGAAAAUAGCCCAUUUUGCUCAGCAUUUGUGCCACUGAUUUCUUUCCCUGGUCUUUCAUGUAAUGUCUUUUUCUUUUUAACUAGUCAGAAAGAUGUUUAGAUACAUCUGUUAUUUAGUACAGCUCAUCCAUGAAUUAUUUGGUGCCACACAUCAAGAGAUAAAUGGUGGUUUUCUGGACGUUUUGAGUCUAAUGUGCUUUUGCCGGGUUGGCCGUUUAGGGUAGACCAAAUUACUCGCUAGCGGUUAAACUGUAACCAUAAUCACCCUAAAGUUGAUCAAGCACAGGAAGACAUGAUUAUUUCCUUUCUCCACAUGUAUUACGUUACAGCUAACCACAGCAUUGUGUAACCACUUUUGUUCAAUAUUAAAUCACACUUUGCUUUA
Molecule: messenger RNA, 1621 nt
Organism: Sinocyclocheilus grahami
Lineage: Eukaryota; Metazoa; Chordata; Actinopteri; Cypriniformes; Cyprinidae
Product: cerebellar degeneration-related protein 2-like
Exons: 3
Coding region: 1-1245 (414 amino acids)
Source: RefSeq, a predicted model, not a curated record